Molecule: messenger RNA, 1014 nt
Organism: Brachypodium distachyon (stiff brome)
Lineage: Eukaryota; Viridiplantae; Streptophyta; Magnoliopsida; Poales; Poaceae
Exons: 1
Coding region: 125-739 (204 amino acids)
Source: RefSeq, a predicted model, not a curated record
CUGCCUCUAUAUUAUCUUCAUCCUCGCGCCACUCACUUCCACAGUUCCCGCCCUCUCUCACCACGUACGGUUCACACGCACACUGAUCACCCAAGCCUCCCUCGCUACCACUCUAGCUACUUUCAUGGCCAUGGUCAUGGAGGCCUCCCCGUCUCUUAGCAGCGACAGCAUCCCCCGUCUCGACGCCGGCCCCGCCUGCCUUGAGUGCUGCUCCUUCAACAGCUCCGCGUCUUUCAUCGACAUGGACCCCGCCGACCUCUUCUCCAUGCGAUGGACCUCGUGCCCGGACGCCGACGCCGACGAAUCUGCCGAGUUCGACUUCGGCCUGCCAUGCGCCGCCGCGCAGUACCAGUACUGCUCCUCCCCGCUGCUGGUCGGCGCCUCAGGGCUCCUCCCUCCGAGCGCGUCUUCUCCGGCCUCGUUCUACUCUGCGCGGAGCACGCCGGCCGCGGCGGACAGCCCGCGCCGCGCGGCCAGGGCGCCGCGGCCGCUGCUGCUGGCCACGAGGAGGGUGCUGCAAGGGUACCUGCGGCUCCUCGCGCCGCUGUGCCGGAAGGCGAGGGCGCUCGCGGCGUCUUCCUCGCCACGGACGGCAUCGGCAUCGGCGUCUCCGGGGAGGCAGUCCACGUCGAGCUACGCCAGCGCGGUGGAGCAGUACUGGUGCCACGGCAAUGCCGACAGCGCCGUGCGCGACGCCAUCCUCUACUGCAAGAGAUCCGUCCGGGAACAGGAUGUGUAAUUUUGAGGCCCGGAUCGAGACGAGCGCUUCUUCAUCGUGCGAGAAUCCGGAGAGAGAUGGAGCCAAUGGAGGCGCCUCCUCGUUUAUUUUGUUCCUCUGCUUUCUCUUUUCCAUUUUGAGUUCUUGGUGUAUAUGCAUGUGGCAUACGGUGUACAGGGUAUGGAUGGACGGUAUGUGCUCCGAGGUGCUUUAACUUUGUGAAGCAAUACUGCUAGAUUGUUACUUGUGCUACUUUAACAGAACACUUAAUUAAUUGAGUGUCAUGAUCCGUCUCA